Messenger RNA from Tyto alba (common barn owl), 4046 nucleotides. RefSeq names its product zinc finger and BTB domain containing 7A (gene ZBTB7A). The transcript has 3 exons. The coding region runs from base 920 to 2659 and encodes 579 amino acids. Gene Ontology annotation, molecular function: protein binding; RNA polymerase II cis-regulatory region sequence-specific DNA binding; DNA-binding transcription factor activity, RNA polymerase II-specific. The record is from RefSeq and is a predicted model, not a curated record. Gene Ontology annotation, biological process: regulation of transcription by RNA polymerase II. Lineage: Eukaryota; Metazoa; Chordata; Aves; Strigiformes; Tytonidae.
UCGACCCGUGCGGGGGCGCCGGGCCGCGCCGCUCCCUCCCUCCCUCCCCCGCGGGGGCUCCCCCCCGUCCUGUCCCCGAGCACCCCAAGGUCGUCCCAGCGGGGAGCCGGCCUGGGGGAGGCCUGCUGGCUGGCCCUGCCUUUGCUCUGUGCGGUUUAUUUUUUUAUUUUCCACCCCCCUCCCACCCCCCCCUUCCUUAUCUCCCCCCGGCCGGCUCCGCACCCACCCCCGUGCCCAGAGCGGGGGGGAGAGGGCGGCGGUUCGCGGUGAUAAUCCCCCCGCCCUCCCCUUCGGUGGCUGGGGCCCUGGAAGCUGUCGGCUGGGCCCUGCGUACGGGGCUGCCCUGGGAGAGCCGCGCAGGAUAAGCCUCUCGCCGCCGCCGGACCUGGGCGCGAAGGCCGGCGGGUUGCUGCCGAGGUUGACAUGAGGGGCAGCAUCUCUUGCCCACAGCAAAGGGGAGGCCUCUCUGCUUGGCCAGGGUUGUGCCGCUUCCUUGUCUUCACCGUCCCCCGAUCUCGGGGUUUCUGAGUUGGAGGGAAGGGGUUGGAAAGCGAGCUUCUGCUUCGGGUACCCGGAGCCCCCCUCCCGCCCCCCGAGAUUAGAGCUAAGCCAGCUCCCCCAGGAGCGGCUGCGUUUGGGAGGCUGAUGGCAGGAGGCGAAAGUCACGGGCAGACGGCUGCGGUGACCGUGGUCUGACGGUGGAGGCGAGCUGAUUGCUGCCUGGGGAAAGGGCUUCGUUCCUUGCGUUGUUUCAGUAGUGUGGGAAAAGCCCUCGGACCCAAACCUGGAGCGGGACUGCCAGCACCUGGGGCUUCCUCUUACCAGAACUUUUAAAUCCCGGCGUUCAUACGUCGAAAGCAACAGUUCCUGUCCUGCACCUACAACCAACGUGACUGCUUGUGCCUCGCCUGGCUCUCCCAUGUUCUCAGCUUCUGGAGACCCUUUGACUUGCAGGGCUGCAGGAGGCUGGGCAGCAAAAGUUUCUGCUCAAGGACUCUUGCCUUUUGCAUCGAAGAUGGCGGGUGGCGUGGACGGCCCCAUAGGGAUCCCGUUCCCCGAUCACAGCAGCGACAUCCUCAGCAGCCUGAAUGAGCAGAGAAACAACGGGCUGUUGUGCGACGUGGUCAUCUUGGUGGAAGGCCAGGAGUUCCCCACCCACCGCUCCGUCCUGGCGGCGUGCAGCCAGUACUUCAAGAAGCUCUUCACCUCAGGGUUAGUGGUGGACCAGCAAAACGUGUAUGAGAUAGACUUUGUGAGUGCGGACGCCUUGUCGGCUCUGCUGGAGUUCGCUUACACCGCGACCCUUACUGUCAGCACUUCAAACGUCAAUGACAUCCUCAAUGCCGCCACACUGCUGGAGAUCCCGGCGGUAAGGGAUGUUUGCACGGAUCUCCUGGACAGGAAGAUUCUGGCCAAAAAUGACCAGAUGGAUACAGUAGAUCAAAUUGAUCAGAGGAACCAUCUCAGAGCAAAAGAGUACCUGGAGUUCUUCCAGAGCAACCCCGUCAACGGCCACCAAGGCAGCUUUCCGUGGACCAACCCAGAGUUGAGAGACCUUCAGAGACUGAACUUCCGAGGCCAAGAGGAGGAGGAGGAGCCGGACUGCAAUGGCAUGGACUUCUACUCGCAAGCCCCCCUAAACGAAAGACCAAAGGCGAAUGACUGUGAUCCUGACAGCAACCCAGCCAUGUGGCUGGACAGAGAGGAGGAGGAGGCGGCUCCUGGCUCCUUGUUUUCACCUUCUCAGAACGGACAUUACAGCGGCCGUGGCCUGCCCACACCAGGAGAAGAGGAGGGGACCCCGGGGGGACCUCUGGACCAGCAGGAAGCCGGCGACUCCCCCAGUUUCGUUCCUGCUGGAGCGGACACGGAGGAUGAUGCGAGAGAGGUGGAUGGCUUGGCUGCCAGCGCCCUGCUGCAGCAAAUGAUGAAUUCCGUGGGGAGACAGCAGCUCGGGGAGGACGACCGAAAGGAUGACGAUGGGGUCAUGGAUUAUUACUUGAAAUAUUUCGGCAGUUCGAACGAGGGCGACGUCUAUCCGUCCUGGUCCCAGAAGGUGGAGAAGAAGAUCAGGGCAAAAGCAUUCCAAAAGUGCCCCAUCUGCGAGAAGGUGAUCCAGGGGGCUGGCAAGCUGCCGCGCCACAUCCGCACCCACACCGGGGAGAAGCCCUACGAGUGCAACAUCUGCAAAGUCCGAUUCACCAGGCAGGACAAGCUGAAGGUUCACAUGCGGAAGCACACGGGGGAGAAGCCGUACUUGUGCCAGCAGUGCGGCGCCGCCUUCGCUCACAACUACGACUUGAAGAACCACAUGCGCGUCCACACCGGCCUGCGGCCCUACCAGUGCGACAGCUGCUUCAAGACUUUCGUCCGCUCCGACCACUUGCACAGGCACCUUAAAAAAGAUGGAUGCAACGGUAUUCCAUCCAGGAGGGGCCGUAAACCCCGGGUGAGAGAUGCCGGGGGUCUGCCUACCACCCCCACGGGGAACCCCGAAGAUGGAAGUUUUCAAGCCGGUGGGGAGAGUCAAGAAUCAGAGGACACCCUGCAGAGGAACGGCCAGGAGCAGCAGCACUUUGAGGAUAAUUCAAAUAAUGAAGCAUCAGGAUUGAAUGUAGCAGGAGGGUCGUCUGAGGGUAACACGCAAGGACUCUCCUAAACCAAAAAACAAAGUGUCACAAAAUCUAGUUAGUACUUUUCCUCCGAUUUUUCUCUUUAAAGAUGUUUCUCUCCCUUUUUUUAAAAAAAAAACAGAAAAAAAUAUAUAUAUAUAUUAUGUUUCCAAUCUUCCCAUCGUAAGCAGGGCUUCCCCAAGGAUCCCUCAGUAGCCAAGGACCUUUUCUUGGAAAGGCAGAUGCUAGGAAGCACGGGGUGGGGAUGGAAAGUGGCUCUGUCACAUGGAAAAGAGCUUCCAUGUAAAUCCAAAGCUUUAUUUUGUGUCCAAGCACACAUUAAAAAAAAAAACAAAAAACAAAAAACAAAAAACCUAUUUCAGAGAGAGAGAUCUAUUUAAGAAAAAAAAAAAAAAAGCAAAAAUAGAAAAAAAAAGGUGGUAGGAGUGGAAGGGCUCUUUCAGGGCGGGCGGUACACGGUGCCUCGGGGGGCCGGGGGAGCGGGGCCAGCCUUCCCCCCGCCGCUUUUUGGGAAGUUAAAGCUCCAGCGGCGUGAGAUGCUCGGUCAUUGCUGCGUCCCGGGGCCGAGACGGCUCCUUCCAGGGAGAUGGGGGUCAGUUUUUUGGGGUAAGGAGGGGGGGGUGGGGUGGGUCCCUCCCACCAGCCCUGCUGUGAAGCCGGAUGGGCCAGAGAGGGGGGAGGCGAUGGCAGCGGCUUCAGUGUAGAAAAAUUGCCUAAAAUUGCCUAACAACAACAACAACAAAAAAAAAUAAUUGUGUGAGUGGACAACCAGGAUGUUGCAGGGUUGCUGUCGGCAGCGGGUGUCGGGCACCCGGGGGCCGGGGACACCGGGGGCCGGGGACACCGGCUCAGCCAGUGCCACCACCGGCGGGUAACGCCGGGCGCGUCCGUCUGUCCCCGCGUCCGUCCCCGUCCCGGGCUGCCCGGCCGGUCCUGGGAAGGAGCUGGGACAGAUCCGGCACAGCACGGAGCCCCCCGGCCCCUUCCCAGCACCCGCUGCCCCGGCACAAUGUGGGGCCGGGAGGGGGUGAAGCUCCCCCCCCCCCCCCCCCCCCCCCCCAGUAUAUUUCAGGCACUGGGUCAGCGCGGCAGCGUUCCUACACGCCCCAAAAGCGCUUAAAAAUGGCAUAUUCCUUUUAAAAAAGGUUAUUUGAGGUCUCCCGUAAAGGGGCAGGAGGCCUUCUGGGCUGAGGGGGAGGCAAGCUGGGGCAGCCCCAGCUCCCCCAGCCCCCAUUCCCGAAAUAUAUAUAUAUAUAUAUAUAUAUAUAUAGAUGCUAUAUGGCUCUAGAGGCGGGUAUAUAACCCUCGGGUUAGCAGAGGUUGAUAAGAAAAGGCACCUUUCAGCGGGUCACCUGUUUUCUAAAUGCACAUUUUUAAAUGAAAAAAGAGAUUUUAAGCCCUUUUAUUUUGAAA